Melospiza georgiana is the source of this 3585-nucleotide messenger RNA. RefSeq names its product zinc finger and BTB domain containing 43 (gene ZBTB43). Gene Ontology annotation, molecular function: protein binding; DNA-binding transcription factor activity, RNA polymerase II-specific; RNA polymerase II cis-regulatory region sequence-specific DNA binding. The transcript is spliced from 2 exons. The record is from RefSeq and is a predicted model, not a curated record. Bases 112 to 1506 code for a protein of 464 amino acids. Gene Ontology annotation, biological process: regulation of transcription by RNA polymerase II. Lineage: Eukaryota; Metazoa; Chordata; Aves; Passeriformes; Passerellidae.
CCGGUGCGGGCUGGGGCGGGCGCGGGUAGGGCCGGGCCGGGGCCGCAGCGACGGCGCCCCGCUAUGAGAGAGACGCCGCGACCCGCAGCACAACACUAAAUUUGUAAUGAAAUGGAGUCUGGGUCAAGCUCCUUUCGAGUGGAAUUUCCAGAUUUUUCUAGCACCAUUUUGCAGAAGUUAAACCAACAGCGCCAGCAAGGACAAUUAUGUGAUGUGUCCAUUGUGGUUCAGGGCCAUCUCUUCAGAGCCCAUAAAGCUGUUCUUGCAGCUAGUUCCCCUUAUUUCUGUGAUCAGGUUCUCCUGAAAAACAGCAGGCGAAUAGUCCUGCCUGAUGUGAUGAAUCCCAGAGUAUUUGAAAACAUUCUUCUGUCUACCUAUACAGGCCGGCUGGUAAUGCCUGCACCAGAAAUUGUUAGUUAUCUGACAGCAGCAAGUUUCCUUCAGAUGUGGCACGUAGUGGAUAAGUGCACGGAAGUGCUUGAGGGAAACCCAACAGUUCUGUGUCAGAAGAUGAAUCAUGGCAGUGACCAUCAGUCCCCAAGCAGUAGUAGCUACAAUGGCCUUGUUGAAACCUUUGAACUUGGCUCUGGAGGACAGACAGAAUUCCACAAAGUGCAGGAACUAAGAGACGGUGAAAACGAAGAAGAGAGCUCUAAAGAUGAACUGUCAUGUCAGCUGACAGAACAUGAGUACCUUCCCAGUAAUUCUUCAACAGAACAUGAUAGACUUAGCACUGGAAUGACCAGUCAGGAUGGGGAAGAGGGAACUAGUGAUAGUGCAGAGUACCAGUAUAGCAGACCAAUGUAUAGCAAACCCAGUAUCAUGUCUCACAAGCGGUGGAUCCAUGUGAAACCAGAAAGGUUUGAACAAGACUGUGAAGGCGUUGAUAACCCUUAUGAUGAACACCAAGUUUCUGAAUCCAUGAAUACCAUCCAGGCAGAUCACUCAAUCCAGUCUUCAGGUGUUGAAGAUUUUCACAUAGCUGACAAAAAGAUGGAAGCAGAAUUUGAUGAACAGGCAGAUGAAAGUAAUUAUGAUGAACAAGUUGACUUCUAUGGCUCAUCUAUGGAAGAAUUUUCCGGUGAAAGGGCAGAUGGAAAUUUAAGUGCUCACAGACAGGAUCUUAUGAUGGCAGCAGGCUAUGGUGAAAGCAUUGAUAUGGCUGCUGGGAUUAAAGAAGAAACGUCUCUCACUGGAUUCUCCCACGCUGAUAAGCUCUAUCCUUGUCAGUGUGGAAAAAGCUUUACACACAAAAGUCAGAGAGAUCGGCAUAUGAGUAUGCACCUUGGUCUUCGACCUUAUGGCUGUGGUGUCUGUGGUAAGAAAUUCAAAAUGAAACACCAUCUUGUAGGCCAUAUGAAAAUUCAUACAGGCAUAAAACCGUAUGAGUGUAACAUCUGUGGGAAAAGAUUUAUGUGGCGGGACAGUUUUCAUCGCCAUGUGACCUCUUGUACCAAGUCCUAUCAGGCUUCUAAAGCUGAGCAGAGUACUACUGAGAUGAACUAAGACAUUAGUGCUUACGUUUGUUUAGUAGAGUAAGAAAAAUAAACUAAUUAUGCAAAUAAUGUCUGGUACUUGCUAUUGUAUGUUCUCAAAACAAAAGUUUUAAUAAGUAUGCUGGUAUAAACAGAUGAAAUGUAUUUUGCUUCCUGCAGUAUUACUUCAGGUGUUUAUUGUGGGAAGUGUAUGUGGUUAAUCUGAAAUGUGCCUGCAAAAUGAGGUCUGAGAUGGAUUGUAAUCCCAGCAGUAUUUAGAAGCCAUCUUGUAUUUCCAAGACCUCUAAAUUCACAGUAAAACUCAGCUCUAAAUUGACAAAAAUCGUGGAAAUACUUAGAUGAACGAGAAAUUCAGGUAGUACUCCUUAAAGGAAAAGAAAACUAAGAGGACCAAACUGGCUAACACGAUUCACAUUUAAAUGAAGAAAAAAUGAAGAGAAUUCCACCUCAGGCUGAAGCAUCAUUGGGUAGUGUGCAUCAUUCAGUAGCCUUUGUUGUAUUGCUUUAUGAAAGGCAGUGGUAAAGGUGGUUUAGAUUUCAGUUAUACAUCUUUUUUUAAAAUUUAUCUUCAGUAAAAUAAGUGUCUAAUUUUGUGCUGAUUUCUGUUUAGAGUCUGUAAUGCACUUAGAGUUUUCACUACAUAAACUUAAUGUAUACUGAAGUAUACUUUCUAUUUGCUCCUCUAGGGUCUAAUGCUGUACUUGACUUCAUUAGAUUUUAAUUACUGUGUUAUGAGAGCUUCUAGAAGUGUGUGUAAUAAGUAUGUCUUACUAAAAAAUAAGACACCAACUAAAGUAAAAUGUAACAUUUGGAACUUAGUCAAAAUAAUCAAAUAUUUAAAGUGUAAAUUUCUGUUCAAAAUUUGUGGCUUACUACAGUAGCAAGUACCAAACUCUGGAUUCAUAAACUGACUUGUUAUUGGUACAAAAACUUCUGUGAGAACUUUUAUCUAGUUUUAGAAACUUGCUUUAGGAAAAUUACAUAGUCAUUGAUAGGUAUUUAUACUUUUAAUUCUUUACUAUUUGAAUAGUAUAUAAUACUGAUUCUUGGUACUGAACUACUGUGACUGAUGAUCACAAGCAGAGUUGUUUGCUUCCUCAAAGUUGCUUGUGGAAAAAAGUAGGAAGUAUGUGAUUUGGAUCUUCUAAUGGUACUGCAGAACAUGGUACCAUGCUUAUGUCUGAAGCUGGUAUUUUUGCUGGGAGUGACACUUAUUCUAUGUUAAGAUGAGGAUCUGUGUGUGGGGCUCUCAUUCAUGGAGAUAGAUGGAGGAAUGUGUAUAGUGCUAAGGGAUGCUGCCAGCUCUGCAGAUUGAGUAAAGGCAUCAAUUGAAAAGGUGACAACAGGAUUUUGGGGUUGAAAGCUUAAUGCAGUCCAAUGCAAAAGCAAUUGCUUCUUGGUAAGCAAAAGCUUCUUUGUAGCUUACUGAAAUAUGACAAGGAAAGAACAUACAUAGAAUACAAUAGGAAGAGGUGAUAACGAAGUACAGUGCUGUCCACAUGGGGAAAAAGUUAACCAGCAUUAAAAACCUAAGCCUGUCUGACCCCAAUUUCUGUAUUAAGCACUGCUGUGUGCAGGAUAAUGUACUGAACAGAUGACCCUGUAUGGUGAAGCAAAACCACACCAAGAUUAUUACAGUUCAGAUUCUUUUUUGAACUCCCAGUUACAAAUUGUCUUAAGAUACAACUGAACUGUAUCCUGAAUGUCUGCUGCAAGCUGAGGGUUUUCUACUCAGUGAGCUGUAAUUACUGUAAUUUCUUUACUGGCAUUCUACUUAAAAACUUCUUUUUAAGAGGCUCUUAAUUAUUAAUCUUCUAGUGAUUCAAAUAUUUUUUCAUAUGGAAUUUUGUUAAAACAGAUGUUCCCAAGUACAAUGAACCCAUUGCUGGCAAUGGGCAUUAAUAAUCAGCACCACAGAGUUCCUGUUCUUAGCACUUAAUUGAACUCUACAAAUACCAUGGUGGCCAUGUUUAACCUUUGUGAUCAAGGUACUGAAACAGGGAUUUUGCUCACUAACACUGUAACCUGCUUAAUGUAUAGCACUUUGUAUUUAAACAAAACAAAACCAAAAAAAAAAAAGAAAACCACA